UAUUAUCCUUCUCUGAUAGACGGCGUAGUUCAAAGAUCCAAGCUCAACUCUCCGCCUCUCUCCGGCAUUUGUCGCAGCCCUUGGCGCCGCCGCCUCCGGCGAAAUCUCCGGUGAUAGAUAAUGUGAUACCAGUCCAAAGAAUGAAACUUCAGAGGAACCUUGAGGUAUUGAAAAUGGGAGUUGUCAAUUAUGUGGAGGCGCUCAAGCUACAAGAAAGACUUGCUGCUGAGAGAAAAGCUGGUAAAAUUCCAGACACAGUCUUGUCUCUGCAACAUCCACCUACAUAUACAAUUGGAAAACGCCGAACAUAUCACAAUUUGCUAGUAUCUGAGGAUGACCUGAAAAAAAUGGGUGCUGAGCUUCACUGCACAGAAAGAGGUGGUGACAUAACAUUUCAUGGACCACGUCAAGCCAUUCUGUAUCCUAUUAUUUCUCUCAGGGAUAUUGGGUUUGGUGCAAGAAACUAUGUUGAAGGGCUAGAAUCAACAAUGAUUGACUUGGCAUCUUUAUAUGGUGCAAGAGCCCGUCCGGGGAAUGCUUGUGAGACUGGUGUCUGGGUUGGAAACAAGAAAAUUGGCGCAAUAGGUGUUAGAAUAUCUUCAGGCAUUACUUCUCAUGGUUUAGCAUUCAAUAUCGAUCCAGAUUUAAACUAUUUUGAGCACAUUGUGCCUUGUGGUAUUGCUGACAAGGGAGUGACAUCAUUGAGGAUAGAGUCUGAGAUGGAUCUUCCUCCAGAUGAAGUGAUCCAUGAGCAGCUAAUAAAUUGCUUUGCAAAAUUGUUUCAAUUUACUGAUGUCAAAUGGAAAUAAACAAGUCAUUUUUUAUUGAAGACUACAGAGCAAAGCGAGUGAUAUGGAUUUCUCAUUAAAUUGAAUGGAAGAGAAAUUUCCAAUGAGAAAUUGUUCACAUUGACUUUGUCCAAGUGAAAUCAAUCACCUUCAUAUCUAGUGAAUGUGUAAUGUGGAUGGCUUCCAUCUUUUUACCAUCCACACUCAUAAAUUAUCAUAUUGCUAGCUAUUACUUUGUUUGCUUUUGUUGGAUACAGGAUUAAGGUGAAUGAGAGAGAUUUUUCUCAAAUCUGCAUAUGAAUUGGCAAUAUAAAAUUUCAGUUGCUUGUUUUA
This is a messenger RNA of Dioscorea cayenensis subsp. rotundata (Guinea yam), 1121 nucleotides long. Its product is annotated as octanoyltransferase LIP2, mitochondrial. NCBI's taxonomy places the organism in Eukaryota, Viridiplantae, Streptophyta, Magnoliopsida, Dioscoreales, Dioscoreaceae. Gene Ontology annotation, biological process: protein lipoylation. Gene Ontology annotation, cellular component: mitochondrion. The record is from RefSeq and is a predicted model, not a curated record. Gene Ontology annotation, molecular function: lipoyl(octanoyl) transferase activity. The transcript has 3 exons. Bases 141 to 809 code for a protein of 222 amino acids.